AUGUCGCUGCCCUUGGCGACGUUGAGGGAGCUCCAGAAGCUCGCAGCACUCAAAGCAAAGGGCGUGACCCUUGAACGACAGUACGAGGUGAUCAAGAAACAUGUGAGGGAGGGCAACUCCCUCUCGAGCGAAGACUGGGAGGCCUUCGAUUUGGCGUGGGACCUGGGGAGUAGCGGCGUGUUCUCGGAAGAAGAGUGGACCACGCAGAUUGAUGGAGACAUCUUGGGCAUCAGCAACAGCGCUCGCCCUACACUGUCUUCAGACCACGCUGCCGCGUCGUCCGCAUCCGGAAAGCGGUCAGCAGCAGUAGCAGCUCCGGCGGCGCGCGGGGCCCAGAAUCGAGGAAAAAGACAACGAGAGGACGCCAGCAAAGGCUCGCUGAACAUCUACAACUCGUUCGCAUUAGGCAGCGGGGAACCGGUGAGCCCCUGCAACUCUGCAAACUCUGCGAUGACUGUCGACGGUUCAGGCGAUGGCCGAAUCACCUUGGAGGGUCUGGACAAGCCGUACACCUUCGCGGGCGAUGGUGACUCUAGCGACGACGAGGGAUCUUCCGAGACUAGCAACGAUGGGUGCGGGGGUGGGGAUGACCAGACGGUUGAGGGCGAGGGGGACCACAGCGGCGAGAGAGUGGAGGACGGCGAUUCUAGCGACGAAGACACUCGUGAGACGGCCAGUGGCCAGAUGGCCGAGCUGAGUCUUGUGGACGACGACGACAGCAUGGAAUCGGACGACGAGAUUCACGCUAUGGAGAUUCCGGAUGGGUUUCGCGAAUUCAAGCAUUUCAUCGGCAGCUCUUGA
Ectocarpus sp. CCAP 1310/34 is the source of this 801-nucleotide messenger RNA. The record is from the annotation of a GenBank genome assembly. NCBI's taxonomy places the organism in Eukaryota, Phaeophyceae, Ectocarpales, Ectocarpaceae.